AUGGCUCGCAGCAUUAAGUUCAACACAAGUGACGUGUUCACCAACACAGUGUUCACAGGCAAUCAACUGGCGAUUCUACACUUGCCAAAUGACCUGAAGCUCAGCCAGGACGAGAAGCAAAAAAUUGCCAGAGAGUUCAAUUACUCCGAAACCGUGUUCCUCCAUGGGCGCCAGCCUGAUGCCCCUCCGGCAACCUACGUCGCCGACAUCUUCACGACUGAUGCCGAAAUCCCAUUCGCAGGCCAUCCGACCAUUGGCACAGCCUCGUACAUUUUCGAAAAUCUCGAACCACAACGAGAUGAAGUCUCUAUCAUCUUGAAGGCAGGCACUGUCAAGGCGAAAUUCGACAGGAAGACAGCCAGAGCCGCGGCGGCUAUCCCUCACGAUUUUCACAACCAUACAACGAGGCUUUCCUGGAACAGUGUCGUUGCAUCUCAACCGGGGCUCUCGUCUGAUCACUACAGAGACACGACAGUCCCAAUUGCGUCCAUCGUUAAGGGCAUGACCUUUGGCUUGAUCGAUCUUUCACAGAAGCCCGAUCUUUUGAGCAAUAUUGUUAUUGCAACUCAGCCCAUAGGGCGUCAUCAGGACCUGGACGCCCCAUGGCACGAAGGAUUGAUUGCUGAUCUUUUCUACACCCAUUCACCGGACUCCGGAGACGGCAUCAUUCGAGUACAGCAACGAAUGAUUGGAAUUGGGAUCGAGGAUGCCGCCACUGGCUCGGCAAGUGCUGCAUUGAGUUCCUAUUUGGCAUUGCAGGAUGGAAAGGGCGGCCAUAAAUACACUUUCGAGUUGGAACAAGGUGUUCAGAUGGGCCGGCGGAGCAUUAUCGGUUGCGAAGUCACACUGGCUUCAGAUGGGAAGACUAUUGACUCUGUUGUCCUUUCUGGUCAAUCUAAGCAGGUUAUGAAGGGAGAAUUGACGAUACCUGAGUACUAA
Molecule: messenger RNA, 939 nt
Organism: Exophiala bonariae
Lineage: Eukaryota; Fungi; Ascomycota; Eurotiomycetes; Chaetothyriales; Herpotrichiellaceae
Exons: 1
Coding region: 1-939 (312 amino acids)
Biological process (GO): biosynthetic process
Cellular component (GO): cytoplasm
Molecular function (GO): isomerase activity
Source: RefSeq, a predicted model, not a curated record